GGAGGCAGCCCAGGCCAGAAGAACGCGUGGAACAGGAGAGCGAGCGAGCGGCGUGUUGGUAUGGGUUGGCUGAGCUGUUUGCCGAUUCGUUGACUCGCCGGCACGGUCGGUCGGGUCGAGGGCUCCCGGCUCUCUCAGUCCGUCUCGCGACCGCGCGCCAAGGGGAUGGACGUCGUGUUUCGGCUCUUCCUCCCGUGAUCCUCGACCGAGAUCGGCUCGGCAUCCCCUCACGGCUGCUGGAUCGGGAGGGAAUCGCCUCGCCGUUCGCCGCGCGAUGUGACCGACACCUUAGCCCCCCGUGAGACGUCGUCGUGUGCGCCUAUUCUUCCGAGUGAGGAAAAAGGAAUUCCCCUGGUAUCCUCGGGUGCCUCACCGCGAGUGUUUGAUGCGACGAGAUGGGCAGCGAGGCGGACGUGGAGACCACGGGUACCAACGUGGAUUCCGAUGAAUCCGAUAGCUGGGAGAAGUUUUUCGGAUCGAGCACGGAUCUGGUGCCCCAAAUGCUGGGUAUGUUCGACGAGCUAGCGCGUGGCGGCAAUGGGUAUACCGAUCACGUAGUCCUUCCCACGGUGCUCCAGAAACGUUUGAGCCUGGUGUCUCAGUCCCAUCGGGGGUCCAUAUUCGGCCAGUUCUGUCCCGACUUGGCCAAGUCUCAGCCAGGGGGCGCGAUGACGUUGGAACAGGAGACGGAGAGUCGCGUGGAAGUGGUCGUCGCCGAGGACAUCGCGGACAACCAGAAGGACAGCAACGUUUACGACACGCGGGAGGAUCGAACCGAUUGCACGAUCGAGGAGAAGCCUUAUCGGAGGGAGAGCAACGGACUCACGCCGCUCAGGUACAACAGAAGAUGCAGGAACGCCGGUAGACCGCUCUCUGGAAGCUCCGUUGCGUCCAGCACGUCUUCCAGCGGGUGCAGCAACCAGGGGAACACCUGCAACGUUAAUCCUUAUUUGGCGUCCGUCGAGUCCCUGGCCGAUACUUGCGCCAGUUCUCAAGGUUCCGGGGACAGCGGAGUGGUCACGGUUUCAGAGUCUAACUGCAGGAUUGGCAAUGACGGCGGCGGUCAACGGCGAAACAGCGCCGAGGAGGAUCAACCGUUCUACAGGCCACGCUACAGCGAUCCCCAUCGAAAUCCCAUGGAAAGGGUGCUCCUCGAAAUAGUCGACACCGAAGCGAUAUACGUGGAACACUUGCGACAGAUUAUCCAAGGUUACCUUAUAUUUUGGAGAAACGAUCCGGCAUCGUUUGCCCAUCAAAUGCAACUAAGCGACUUAUUUAGUAAUAUUGAGGAUAUUUUUGAAUUCAACAGAGAGUUCCUUAAAGAAAUAGAGAAAUGUGGUUUGGACCCUGUUUGCAUGGCAAACACAUUUAUAAAGCACAACUCAGGAUUCAAGGUGUACACAGAAUAUUGCACUAAUUAUCCAAGGACGGUAUCCGUGUUGACCGACUUGAUGAGUCAAGAGGAAACUGCGAACGCAUUUCGAGAAAGGCAAGCAGCUCUGGGACACGCGUUGCCCCUUGGAUCGUUCCUUCUAAAGCCUGUUCAGAGGAUUCUGAAAUACCAUUUACUUUUAGAGAACUUGUCAAAGGAGUACGGGGCGGACUGUGAAUUAAGAGAAGACGAGACUGAAGGGAGGAAGGCGAUCGAGGCUGCGCUAGACGCGAUGACUGGCAUCGCGAAGCACAUUAACGCUAUGAAACGACGCCACGAGCACGCUGUGCGUGUUCAGGAGAUACAGUCCCUCCUGUACGGUUGGCCUGGUCCAGAUUUAACCACCAGCGGAGAGUUAGUGGCGGAAGGCCGAUUCAGAAUGCGAGGGGCGAAAGCCCCUAGGCAUGCUUUUUUGUUUGACCGUAUGCUUCUUCUCACCAAGAAGAAAGAAGAUGGGCUUCUAGUCUACAAGGCUCACAUUAUGUGUUCUAACUUGAUGCUCAUCGAGAGCAUACCAGGUGAACCGCUUAGCUUCCAUGUGAUCCCCUUUGACAAUCCUCGACUGCAGUAUACUUUACAGGCAAGGAACUUAGAACAGAAGAGGGAAUGGACGUUACAGAUAAAGAGGGUGAUCCUCGAGAAUUACAAUGCAGUGAUACCGUCCCACGCGAGACAGUUAGUCCUGCAACUUGGCCAGACGCAACCGGAGGACGAUUGUUUGGCAGACAAAGGAUCAGCGAAGAAGCAAUAUUCUGCGCCGCCGGAGUACUUAGAGAAGCGUAAACAGGAGCGGGAGAGACGGCGGUCGGAAACCGGACUUAGGCAGAAGUUCAAGAAAAGUGGCAGAAAGUCUGAGACUACAACUGAGGAUUCUCCAGCAUCGACACGGAAAAAUCAAAGCGAGGAUUCGAGUAUGAACGAUUCCAGGGAUCAAGGUCUUAGAGCUUCAGAUGGGCGCGGGUCGAAAGUCAAGGAUCGCUUCACUGGCUGGAGGAGGAAGUCGGAGCCAGGUUUCCAGUCCUACGUGAGCCUUAAUCAGUCGGACGAGGAGCAAAAGGAGGACGUCUGCGACGCAGGUUCACCCGCGAUCGAACCCAAGUGCGCGAUCACUGAGACCGACCAGCGUCCGCUGAACACUCCGCCCCCGGAGACCAAAGAGAACACAGAGCAGCAAUCCCAGGCGCAAACAGUGGAGGAAAUAGUGGGCCACAUCCUAAUGCAGAACCAGGAGUUCCAAAAGCUGCUCGAGAAGCAACGGACGAACAGUAUCUUGAACGUCAGGCAGCAGCAACGUUUCAACAAGCACAUGUCCGCGGACACGUCCGACGACAGCGACUCGGAGAAUGCUAAUUACAUCACGGAAAAUUCAAACAACAGGAUCACGCGUCUGCGCAUCACGCAGAGGGACAGGCUAGUUCGAACGAACAACACAUGGAACUCGUUGUCUUCGUCCCGGGAUCAUCAGCCCUCGCAACUGCAGUUGUUUUACGACAAUCUGAGCAAAGCCGAGAACAACAAGCUGAACGACACCGGGUUGAAGAACAAGAUCAACCGAGUACAAGAGAAGAAGGCGUUGUUCGAGGCGUUCAAGAGGCAGAGCAUCGUCACGGAGAGCAAAGUGAUCAAGACUGCUCUCAGGAUAAGAGAGAACUCGACGUCCAGGGGCGAGGAACCGGUUCAAACGUCGGUUUCGAGGGAGACGGAGACCCAGAUCGUGGAGAACGAGAAACCGACGACCGUGAACGGAGAGUGUGUCCACAAGGACGCUCAGGAGGAGAAUAAGGGUUUCGGGAACUACGACAAUCUGCAGCACGUCUGGGAGGGUCUGCAGGAGGAGAAGGAUCUAGACGGUAACGACAGUCCGACGCGGCCAGCGGUGUGGCUGACGAAACGCUGCGAGGGACUGCCCACGUCACCCCAAAAGUGCGGUUCAUUGCCGCGCAGUUUUCAGAUUAAUCCGAACUCGAAUCAGAACGUGACCAAGUCGCGAUUCUUGCAGAGGGACGGGAAACCGAUGAGCGAGAGACCGUUCACGAUAGCCUCGGAUAAGCCGGCUGAGAUCAACUUAGAGGACAUGGAGAGGUACGCGUCGACGUGCCAGCCUCAGGGUAGGAUCGCCAAGUUCCCGACGUCGGUCUCGACCUCAACGUCGACGUUCUUCUGUUCCCUAGACGACACCCUGACGGACGCCUACUCCGAGAUUCACAUGUCCUCCUCCACGACCACCAACAUACAUCCCGAUCACAAGAUUUACAGGGCAAACACCAGCGGCAGCUCCACCAUAUUCAAGAACGUCUUGUCCAAGGCUGGCAGUCGUCUCCAGGGAUUAAGGAACACCAUGAGCACGGAGACCCUAGAGUGCAGCGAGGAGCUCGAACGGACCAAGUACUUUCGCUCCCUGAGUACAGGUAAGUUGAAGAAGAGAGGCAAACUGAAGCACUCGAGGGAAGCGUCGUCGGACGUCGAAGAGCUGAUCGGCUGCGCCGCCAGAGGGGCGUCGGACUCCAGGGUGCCGUCCCUCUAUUACAAGCAGGGCAGCUCAAGCUUGGGUGCCCGUAUCGCCCAGUCUGACUACGCCGACCCCUCCAUAUUGUUCUCCGAAGGUAAACGACUCGGUCAGCCGGCGAACAGCUCGGCGCAGGCCAAGCAAGAGGCGAAGGAGGACGACGAGAGUGUCGAGAACAGGGAGAGUGAGACGGACAGCUUCUACGAGAGGUCGUUCGAGACUAUCGAGAAUUACGUGGACGCGGACGUUGACGACGCGUUUAGGGACAGUGCAAUAUUUAGCGAUAUAGAGGAGGUUCUAGUGGUUAGACCGUUCUCGGGUCACGCAGCCGAGGAGGUGUCUUUCAAAAGUAAAGUGGCGCCGCCGGUGCCAGCGAAGAAGAGGGCAGAACCUGCGGCGAACACUGCACUCGCGGCGAACGCGAAGUGCAAGCCCAACGUUGCCCAGAAACCGGACUAUUUGAAGGUGAAAUCUGUGUUUCUGAAGGGACAACAGGACCCUGACUGCAAUGUGUCGGCGAAGAGCCCUGUGCAUGACAGUGCCGCGUACCGUAAAAACGGUUUGCACAGUUGCGCGGAGAAUGGCAGCGAGGAGAGGGACGAUGUGUCCGCUGGACAAAGUCAGGCGGGCUGGGUGAGGAAGAUCGUGGGUCAGUUGCAGGGUCACGUUGAAACAUAAUUUAUACCAAUGAAAGUGUACAAAUUUCACCGGAAAGCCUGAAACGGAAUUUCACGUUUGGCAUUGUAUCCUUAACCCUUUUAACAUUGAAAGCUCGUGAGUACAUUGGAAUUCGAUAGACGGUUGGACUUUGUUUUCCAGAUUUUUCAGUCUUAGGUUAAUGCAGUAUGAUUGGGUGCCGUGUCAGGUGAUACACGAACGUGGUGUAUUUUAUUCAUUUGUUUAAACGUGUCUUGAAAGGGUUAAGAGAUUCAUGUCCGGAUCAAUAAUACUCCCUGAUAGAACGAAUCGCAGCCGAUCGAGUUUGUUUUCGAGUGAUCUGUAAAGUACAACGUUUGAGAUUAUAUUUUAUUAUAAUAGAAGGAAGAGCGGAUUCAAGAUAAUGGGGAUGAGAUUUUGUUCGAAGCAGGACGCAUAACGAGUAGGAUUGAUCUAGAUGAAACUCAGAUACUGUAUUGGAAAGCGUAAUAUGUGCGUAAUGAAUUGCGACGAGAGCAGGUAAUAGUUUUUUUUAUCGAUAAAUCUGUUUCUACGUUUGUACGCAAUGAAUGUUUCGUUUCAUUAUUCACGUUCCUCGGAUAUUGUUCCUCGUUGAUUGUUAUGUACACGCUGCGUUUCCCUUUACGCUAUUUGUGCCUUAUAUCAGCUGUUUUCCACGCAAACAUGAAGUUCCGGUGUUCAGCCGCGCGUACGUUGUACAAGAUCGAAACAAGUACUGCCGUAUGAUUUUGUCAUAUCACGUGAGAGCUAGUGGUAAAUAGAGAAAAAUGAUUUUGUAAGUGAUAAUUUCAUCUAACGUAUAUCGUAUUUAAUCUUUGUCGUACAGGAAUUUUCUCCGAAUAAUACAGGGUAAUUGUGAAAGCUUUUUAAUGUUGAUCUCGAAGAGAAAUUUAAAGUAUCGUUGAAUCGUUGUCUCAUUGGAAUUCUGGGAUCACUGAGGGGGAACAGUUGACGCCGAGAGUUCUAAUCACCCUGUAUUGUUGUGAAAUUUUUACAAUGAAGAUUCUGUUAACUCGAACAUCGUUGGUCGAACUAUUGUAAAACAAUAUACAACGUUGACCGAAUAUUGUAUGCGUCGACGAACAUUUCUUUCUUCAAGUAACUCGUUAGGAUUUGAACAAUUACACAUUAUCCCCGAACAAUAAACAGACUCGUUUAACCGAACACGCAAGCGGAUGUUUAUUCUCUAUUUAUUCGUGAGACCUAACGGGGUUCGCUAUCGUUUCUAACUACGUUUUAAUUGCACGCCUCGUGGUUGGGCUCACGAUAGAAACGGGAGCGAUUCGCUCGCGGCUACGCGAGAAGACGUCGAUUGGUAGCUCGCAAUAAAUCAAUCGAAUUAUUAUCAGUAUUCGUUUGUUUUGUCAAUUUAUGUUUCCAAUUAAAACUGUACAAUUCAGUCAUCCAAUUUAUGUUUCGUUUUUUUAGACUACAUACCUCGCACACAGUGUGUGACCACAGUGUUACGAUAUAUAGAAAUUGUACCAAUAAUCGAUACAAAGGCUAAUAAAGAUUACGAUUUCGAUGAUGGAACGUGAGAAGGAUAUCCACGAUUGGUUUCAAAGAUUACUUCAGGUAGGUUUUAUUACGAGAGUGUCUAUUUACAGAGGUUUGGCUAGUUGUGCUUACAGGUUACAAGUAAAUGAUACAUAAAUGUUCAUAAAUUACCUACGCAAUACUGUAUAUAUAUAUAUAUAUAUUAUAUAUAUUAUAUAAAAAGGAAAAUAGA
Nomia melanderi (Alkali bee) is the source of this 6345-nucleotide messenger RNA. RefSeq names its product Guanine nucleotide exchange factor in mesoderm (gene GEFmeso). The record is from RefSeq and is a predicted model, not a curated record. Lineage: Eukaryota; Metazoa; Arthropoda; Insecta; Hymenoptera; Halictidae. Gene Ontology annotation, molecular function: small GTPase binding; guanyl-nucleotide exchange factor activity.